Molecule: messenger RNA, 1662 nt
Organism: Sesamum indicum (sesame)
Lineage: Eukaryota; Viridiplantae; Streptophyta; Magnoliopsida; Lamiales; Pedaliaceae
Product: indole-3-glycerol phosphate synthase, chloroplastic
Biological process (GO): L-tryptophan biosynthetic process
Molecular function (GO): indole-3-glycerol-phosphate synthase activity; phosphoribosylanthranilate isomerase activity
Source: RefSeq, a predicted model, not a curated record
CUGAGUAUAGUUCGAACAGGAGGGAAUUGUAGAAAAAACCCCUUGUUCUCAGCAGUCAAUUUUUCCAAAUCCUCAAUCCAACUGGUGUUCCCCAUCUCGCCACCCAUACAAAAACGGGGACUGAACUCAAUUUAAUUUCUCCUCAGGUCUCUGCGCAAUAUACAAACGUAUAGAUACGACCUAUACAUACUUGCAUCUUCAUGGAAUGCAUGAAUGCGAUGUCGUUAAGAGCAUCAUCCCCUGCCAAGAUUGCAGCACAGGGAUUUUCUUUUCAGCAAUCCCUCAAUCCCGUACCCCCCAAAUCCGCUUUUUUCAGGCUUAUGCCGCAGACCCACAUGCUGAUUCACUCUCCCUUCAAGCAAUUGUCAUUACCCGCUAUUAAAUCUCAACAGUUUGAAUUGAAGGAUGGGUCAGCUACGGUGUCUGAAACUAAAACUUCUGAGGGGGAUGCUCUAAAAGUUAAAGAGUGGGAAGUUGGGAUGUUCCAGGAUGAAGUGGCAGCAAGUCAAGGUAUAAAGAUUAGGAGGCGGCCACCAACUGGACCACCUCUUCACUAUGUUGGUCCCUUUGAAUUUCGUUUGCAGAAUGAAGGCAACACCCCACGCAAUAUUCUUGAAGAAAUUGUAUGGCAUAAGGACGUGGAAGUCUCCCAGAUGAAAGAGAAGAAACCACUGGGAAUGUUGAAAAAAUUGCUUGAUAAUGCUCCGCCAGUUCGAGAUUUUAUUGGAGCUCUUAAAGAGGCAAACUCACGGACUGGUUUCCCUGGUUUAAUUGCUGAAGUGAAAAAGGCUUCUCCAAGUAGAGGGGUUCUCAGAGAAGAUUUUGAUCCUGUUCAGAUUGCUAAAGCUUAUGAAAAAGGUGGAGCAGCUUGCCUUAGUGUUCUGACUGAUGAGAAGUAUUUUCAGGGAGGCUUUGGAAAUCUAGAGGCCAUAAGGAGGUCUGGUGUAAAGUGUCCUCUCUUGUGUAAAGAAUUCGUAAUAGAUGCAUGGCAAAUCUACUAUGCUCGAGUAAAUGGUGCGGACGCAAUUCUAUUAAUUGCUGCUGUUUUACCUGAUCUGGACAUCAAGUACAUGACUAAGAUUUGCAAAUUGCUGGGGUUAACGGCACUGGUUGAGGUACAUGAUGAGAGAGAAAUGGACCGUGUCCUCGAGAUUGAUGGGAUUGAACUCGUUGGCAUCAAUAAUAGGGACCUAGGAACAUUUAAGGUCGAUAUUGCCAACACCAAAAAGCUUCUCGAAGGUGAGCGUGGGGAGAGGAUACGUCAAAAAGGCAUUACCGUUGUUGGGGAGUCUGGACUCUUUACUCCUGCCGAUAUUGCAUAUGUGCAAGAAGCUGGUGUUAAAGCGGUACUGGUUGGCGAGUCAAUUGUUAAGCAAAACGACCCUAGUGUGGGAAUAGCCCAACUCUUCGGUAAAGAUAUUUCUUCAUGAUGCUCGCUCACAGAUGCACAUCUCUUGGAGCUCCACGACUGUGGAGAUAAGGCUUAGUAGCGCUAGAUUAAGUUGUCCCGUCCCCUCUUUGUUUAUAACUGAUCCGCAUACAAAAUCUGUCUCGAUAAUGUACACCUAUUUGCAGUUUUGUAAUACAAUCCUUACAGGUAUUUUGCUCCGACAGCUUCUUGGUACUCCUGUUCAAUCAUCGGAUAGUUCUUUUGUUGCUUCA